GUGGCGCGGCGAGCAAGACCUUAAGAACAUGACGUGGAAAAUUCGCCACGCCGACCUGGUCUUCACGCCGAACAACCGUCUUCAGUCAUCAACGUGCGUGUCAGGACGCUUCACGAGCAGCGCCCUGAGUGUGGAGACCGGAAGUGUGACCGGCAAUAGCCGCCAGGGGGCACGCUCCACGUAUUCCCUAACGCGAGGCCAGAUCUUUACCACUGUGGCGGACUACAAGGGACAGCUAGUUGCGGUGAAGAUGAGCACGAAACGGAAGCUGAACCUCGACCGGCAGUUUCUUCUGCAAAUGAAACAUUUGUCCGCCCUGAAACACCCGAACGUGACGUCAUUUGUCGGCGUCUGCACUGAGCCCGAGCGGAUAUGCAGCGUCUGGGAAUACUGCACGAAGGGAAGCAUUCAGGAUGUGAUCGAGAACGACGACAUCCGACUGGACACGAUGUUCAAGCUAUCCAUAGCCGUCGACGUCUGCCAAGGACUGGAGUAUAUCCACAAGAGCCCAAUCCGUUACCAUGGAAACAUGAAGAGCUCCAACUGCGUCAUCGACAGCCGCUGGGUGUGCAAGCUGACGGACUUCGGUGUUCGGAAGAUCAAACCUGACGUGGACACAGAGGAGAGCGUGGGGGAACACGCCUUCUAUGCGCGCCUGUUUUGGACGGCUCCGGAAAUUCUACGCCGGUUAUUAGCCAAGGAACGACCACUGCGGACGGCCAACGCGGACAUAUACUCGCUGGGUAUUAUCAUGAAAGAGCUCCUGUGUAGGAACGAACCGUACGCCGCAGAGGCAUUCCUCUCACCGAAAGAGAUCAUACAGAAGAUCACAAGCCCCGUUGACGCGGAAGCGCUGUUAAGACCGGCCAUCUCGAACACAGAGUUGGACAGCGAGUAUAGAAGAACGAAUAUGGAGUACAUGAUUCAGCGCUGCUGGGCGGAGGACCCGGAUUUGAGGCCCACCAUGAAGGCCAUACUGCGCACAUUGAACAAGAUCAACCCUUACAAGAAGUCCAAUGUGGUCGACAACAUGAUGGCGAUGAUGGAGAAGUACACGAACAAUCUCGAGGAGAUCGUCGCGGAGCGCACCGAACAGCUCCAGGACGAGAAGCGAAAGACGGACGCGCUCCUCUACCGGAUGUUGCCCAAGAAAGUUGCAGAUGACCUGAAAUUCGGACGCUCGGUCCAGGCGGAGGCGUUCGCUUCUGUGACCAUCUACUUCUCGGACAUCGUUCAUUUCACAGAUCUCGCGAGCGAGAGCACGCCUCUUGAGAUUGUGGCCCUGCUGAACGCUCUGUAUACGCUGUUUGAUGACAUAAUCUCACAUUAUGACGUUUACAAAGUGGAGACGAUAGGCGACGCGUACAUGAUCGUCAGCGGACUUCCAGAACGUAACGGCACGCGUCACGUGAAGGAGAUUGGCGGCGUGGCGCUCAACAUCCUGACCAGCGUUCUCACCUUCACCAUCCCGCAUCAGCCACACAGACAGCUAGCGAUCCGAAUAGGUAUCCACACGGGCCCCGCGGUGGCGGGCGUAGUGGGCCUGACCAUGCCACGGUACUGCCUGUUCGGGGACACUGUAAACACCGCCUCCCGGAUGGAGUCCAAUGGAGAAGCAUUGCAGAUCCACAUAAGUCCACAGACCAAAGCCGCGCUAGAUGAAUACCCUGAAUUCAUCGUUGAGAAGCGGGGAGAAAUUCCCGUCAAGGGCAAAGGGCUGAUGACAACGUACUGGCUGGUCGGCAUAGACUCAAAGGGAGCAGACGACCCCACUGAACGUAAAGAUACUGAGACUUCCGGUUUCGAGGACGCGCUAGAAGAUGACGGGAACAUAAACGGGCCAUCGCAGACAUGUGGUAAAAAUCCCGAGGGCAAAAUAAGCCUCGCGGACUCUGGCAUUGGUAUUGACCGGAUACUAGACGAGAGGUUCGGUAACGUUGACCUAGGUAUGGGCUAUGAACGUCUGUUUGGCAUAUCCGAUAAGCACUCGUUUUCAGACAAGGGCUUGGCAGGAUUGGGGAAUGGGGAAAGUUCAAACAGCGGCGAUAACGUCAUUGGUGAUCGCCCCGCGGUUACAAGCGAUGCCAAGGCAUUGAAGUUAAGAUUGAAUAGUUCAAAUAUUGAUCGGUCUUCUGAUGAAGGUACGAUAAAGAGUGAAUCUGUGAAGAAAAAGAAAAAAAAUGCAAAACAUCGGAAGCAGUCCAAUAAAUUUGGCCGCAUCGGCCCAAAUCGAACUGAGCCUGCGGAUACAUCUGUUACGUCACAACCCGAGCCGUCAUGUGAUACAGAAUCAACGCCACCGUUCAGGCUUUUCACAAAGAAAGCCGUGUCUGAUAAACUAGACUGCCCCAAUCUUAUGUUUAAGCUCCGGCUUAUCAGGGAACACCUCGAUCAAAUGCUGAUCUAUGAAGCGGGAUGCCCGAUGCAAAUAAGUGUAAAACAAUGUAAACUGAUAGCCCAUGUUUACUUAGGCAAACUAUUCGUGUCCAAACUUAAUCGUUUUCAUAUAAAAUCGAUUAUGUGUGAGCAAAAUAAAGGAGCUAUUGCUGGCAAAAGUUUCUUCCAUGUAUCGCUAUUUUUUCCAUGUAUCGUUAUGUUAUUGGACUACGGAUUACUGUGCCAGGGAGCCAACAAAACGCUACAGAUCGUGUGGAUGGUGCCGCUACAAGAGCACCCUAAAGAGAUCUUCCGAUACAACGCAUCUUCCUCCAUCGCCGCGCUAGCGUACGGCAUUGAGACAGUCAAGAACGAGUCCAUCUUGCCGGAAUACGAUCUAAACCUGACGGUUCUGGACACGAAUUGUAGCAGCAAGCAGGGGAUAGGAGUCCUAGUGGACCUCUUGAUGGUCCAGGAUAUUGACGUCGUUAUCGGCCCGCCAUGCCCUGGAGUGGUGGAGCCGGUGGGGGAACUGAUGUCGUACAGGAACGUGCCGGUGAUCAAUUGGGUGUCGUUGCAACAGACCAUACAGACCAAGGAUUCAUUGACUACGUACAUACGAACGAUGACACCGGUCUACACUCUCGGUGAACUUAUGACCAAAUUCUUGCAAGAUACCGGCUGGAAGAACUAUAUCAUCGUUCGGGAGAUAAAUAAGGAAUAUGAUGCAUUGGCGGAGAUCUUGGAGUCCACACUAGGCUCUUUCAACGAAAUCGGCUUCCGUGUUACACAGGUUCAUAAGCUUCACGAGCCGACGGAGUCCGGUGACGACAUUGACGCCACAUUGAACAGCAUAAAGCAUGAGGGAAGAAUUGUCUUUCUCGUUAUUGACCAGCCCAAUCUGCGGAAUGUGAUGCUGCGAGCGCAUAAACUCAACAUGACUAAUGGGGAUUACCAGUUCCUAUACACAUACGGAAGGACUGCGACGAUGCAUAAAUUGGAGAAGUACUUCAUGAAUGACAGAAUGUGGAGGCGGAAUGACGAAUUUGAUGAGAUUGCCAGACAGGCUUUCGAAAAUGUCCUGCUGUUCACACUGAGUCAGAGGACAGAGCCGGAGAGCAAGUGGUACGGCUACGCCCUCUCCUCGUAUAACCACCUCUACAGCAAGACAGACAUGCCCAGACCAUUGCCAGUGCCCGACGAGUACGCCGUAUACCUGUACGACGCAGUGUAUCUGUACGCCAAGGUACUGAACCAGAGUCUGACGCAGAACAGGACCAGCAGCGGCAAUGACCUCACGCAGACAAUCUUUCAUAACCAGAUCGGCUUUCAGGGUUUGACUGGAUCUGUACUGAUAAGCAAUUCUAGGAAAGACCGAAUGCCGGCAUUUUUUGUGUUAGACAUGGACGCAAACGGGAGCUUCCACGUGGUCACAUAUCUGUACUACCGCAGCAGCAGUGCUGGGGAGUUGGAAAUGCAACAUGACAACACGCCUAUUCGCUGGGGUAACGGUCGAGAAUCGUCUGCCUUGCUGGCGAAUGGAACGAAGAUCGAAUACUUCCCGCCGGAUAUGCCCGAGUGCGGCCUACUCAAUGAGAAAUGUCCACCUUCGCCACCGAUUAUAGCAAGCCAGUCAAAUUCUUACGAAGUUACCAUAAGUGUUAUUUGUGCUGCAGUUCUCAUACUUGUGUUUGCAGCGUUCUUUGUGUACAGGUGGUGGAGAAAGGAGCAGGACUUAAAAAACACAGCCUGGAAGAUCAACUCCAGUGAUCUGCGGUAUGUUCCUAAAGAAGACCAACGGGGUUCGCAAACAGGACCAAAGCGACGAAUUCAUCGCCUAAGAAGCACAUCAAGUAUCGAAAGCGUGGUAAGCUCGAGCAGUCGCAUCAUGUCGCUUGUGCGUCACCAUAGCGACCACCAUGCGCACGUGCUGACCAAUGUGGCCGAGUGUCAGGGCGUUACUGUGGCGGUGAAGAAGAGCAGGAAGAAGAAAGUCAACAUCGACCGCAACUUUAUGCUGCUUAUGAAAAACUUGAGUUCGAUGAAACACAUGAACGUCACGGCGUUCAUAGGAGUGUGCACGGAGCCAGAGAAGGUGUGCAUCGUCUGGGAGUUCUGCAGCAAAGGAAGCGUCCAGGAUGUCAUCAAGAAUGAAAAUAUCAAUCUUGACACCAUGUUUAAGCUCUCGAUUGCGAAUGAUAUAUGUCAGGGCUUGGAGUACAUACACAAAAGUGUAAUAAAGUACCACGGUAACCUAAAGAGCUCCAACUGCGUCAUUGACAGCCGCUGGGUGUGCAAGCUAACGGACUUCAACCUGCAGAAGUUGCGGCACAUUCGGGAGACCGCAGACUACCUCGGAGACGUCGUGUACUACUCACGUCUAUUUUGGACCGCACCAGAAAAGCUGCGAAAGAUACUGCGUAACGAGCCGGCGGAGGACUCGGUUGCGGCUGAUAUAUAUUCACUGGGCAUUAUAUUCAAAGAGCUCGUGUGUAGAAAUGAACCUUACAGCCUAGAAACAAUGACACUUUCGCCUAAAGAGAUCAUAAAGAAAGUUUCGCUUCCCGUUUCUACUUUGAUCACAUAUCGACCGGAAAUAACCCUUGUGUUAAACGACACAGAGAAUCUCGUGGCCAACACGCGGUCCCUCAUAAAGAAAUGCUGGGCGGAGAAGGAGGAAAUGAGGCCGCCAUUGAAACAAAUAAUCCGGACACUGAACAGAAUCAACCCUUUCAAGAAGGCGAGCAUGGUUGACAACAUGAUGGCGAUGAUGGAGAAGUACACGAACAAUCUCGAGGAGAUCGUGGCGGAGCGCACCGAACAGCUCCAGGACGAGAAGCGAAAGACGGACGCGCUCCUCUACCGGAUGUUGCCCAAGAAAGUUGCGGAUGACCUGAAAUUCGGCAAGGCGUUUUUAGCCGAGGCGUUUGAUUCAGUGACCAUUUAUCUUUCCGACAUAGUACAGUUCACAAACCUUGCGAAUGAGAGCACACCCAUGGAGAUUGUGAACCUGCUUAACGCUCUCUACACGCUCUUUGAUGAAUCCAUCAACCCAUAUGAUGUAUACAAGGUGGAGACAAUAGGGGACGCGUACAUGGUGGUGAGUGGCCUUCCGCAACGUAACGGCAGCGUGCACGUUCGAGAGAUUGCCAGCGUCGCCAUCCGCAUCCUGCGCAACGUGCUGAACUUCACUAUCCCGCACAAGCCAGAGAGGCAGCUCCAGAUACGGAUCGGGUUACACACGGGCCCGGUGGUCGCGGGUGUGAUAGGGCUUGUCAUGCCAAGGUACUGCUUGUUCGGAGACACGGUCAACACGGCGUCCAGGAUGGAGUCCAACGGCUUACCUCUGAAAAUCCACAUCAGUGAGCAAACAGCACAUGCGCUGAAGCAAUUCCCCCAGUUUGAGGUGGAAAACAGGGGCCAAAUGGCCAUUAAGGGCAAAGGAAUCAUGAAUACCUAUUGGAUAACAGGCAUGAAGGAUUCAACGACAGUAGGCGAGACUGAUUACUAUCGUGUGAGAACGGCAUCGCGCUUAGACGCGGAUGACGUUGACGAGUUCGGCCGAGAGUGGCACGGCAACAGCAAGAUAAGCAUCGCCGACUCCGGCAUCGAGGCGGAGAGAAUGUCGGAAGAUACGUACGAAGUCGUAUCGGACGAUCACGUUACUGUACACGAUACAAGCAUAACUGGGGAUAUUCACAACGAUGUGAAGGUUGCUCUCAACUCCAAUGGAAUUGUCAAGAGUGGGUUGAUUGAACGCAUUAACGGCGCAAUUGCAGACCACCAGGUGGUCAGUCAUGUCCAAGACUUCGUCGAUACUCUUGAAACUGUGUGCGAGGACAGUGAAAUCGACAGGACGCCGGAAGUGAAGAAGAUGUCUGUAGAUUGCUUAGAGAAUACCCUUAUUGCAAUCAUGUAAUGUUUAACAAUCUGUGUUGAGCCCGCUGAAUGUUUAUAGCUGUACAUUAAUGAGCGGUGUUAUAUGGUCGAGUUGUACAUACAUCUAGAUACAUAAUGCAUUUGCAUUUCAUAACAUUAUACUUGAUAUGAGUGUGCCUUAAUUGUUUACCGAGCAAAUAAUGUAUUUUGUGACACGAAGAGUUUAAACACGCAUAUUGCUUCUGAUUAUUAUCUGAUUUAUUUUUUUUAUUUCCUUCCUUACAUGAGUCAUUGCAUGAAUCAAUAAUAAUAUACUGCAUCUUGUAUAAAUGUUUAAUGUAAAAAAAUGAUGUAUUAUUUGUUUCUUUGUACAGUCUAAAAUAUUAAACAGAGCUUGCGAGAAAACGCAAUCAAUAUUGUGCCUAAUAAAAUGAAUGAUCUGCAUUAAUAUGCAUGUGCACUCAUAUAUUUACAGGAGUCAAAAUAAUAGCACAACUGUAAAAAAAAAAUAAUUCAUUACAAGUGUCUGGCGUUUUGUCUCAGAUUAGGCUUAUAGAGCGUCCUUGAGAAACUGCCCAGCAAAAUAAUGUAUUCAUGUUAAACUGUCCGUCUACAGUAUGUGUUUUUUACAAUUGCCACGUCGUUUAUGGGAUUAUGCAAGCCACGUUUCGUGGUAUUGUGCGAUGUAAAAAUUUAAGUUAAAAAAAUGAAAAUACGUUUUCCGAAAUAAAAUUGCUCAGUCCAAAAAGCACGUACUAUCUUAAAUGUGAAGUAUAUUAAUUUAAAACAUCCAGUUCGCAUUAUUGUCCCAAAUCAAUGUUUUUCUGCUUUCUCGAUGGAAUGCAUUUUUGUUAUAAAUACAAUGUCAUAAUACUUA
This is a messenger RNA of Dreissena polymorpha, 7132 nucleotides long. RefSeq lists its product as uncharacterized. Gene Ontology annotation, biological process: protein phosphorylation; cGMP biosynthetic process; receptor guanylyl cyclase signaling pathway. The coding region runs from base 29 to 6295 and encodes 2088 amino acids. Gene Ontology annotation, molecular function: ATP binding; peptide receptor activity; protein kinase activity. The transcript is spliced from 40 exons. NCBI's taxonomy places the organism in Eukaryota, Metazoa, Mollusca, Bivalvia, Myida, Dreissenidae. The record is from RefSeq and is a predicted model, not a curated record.